CUCUCACUCUCUCUCUCUCUCUCUCUCUCUCUCUCUCUCUCUCUCUCUCUCUCGCUCCCAAUGUCACCAGGCGGACUGUAGCCCAAGUGUCACUCAUCUACAGCUCAUGCAGAUGGGAUCGGUCUUUAUUUUUUCUUCAUUUCAGCCGGAUUAUGAAAGCUACUCCCGCGCACUGGGGCGUCUGGAGCGGAGGGACGGAGGCGAGGAGCCCGGCACAGGGCCAGAGAAUGGGGUGAUGAGGACUCUCCUCUUCUGAUUUCAAUGCAGAUGACCAGUGAUGGCCACAGCAUCACCUCAACAUUUGUUGGAUGACACAAUAAACACAGGACAACCCCAACAACAGGAACAACAGCAGCAAGAAGAAUUCCUGAGCUCACUGGAGACGAUUGCUCUCACCAUCUUCCUCUCCAUCAUUAUUAUCAUGACAGUGUUUGGCAAUCUGCUGGUAAUGGUGGCCCUCUGCAAGGACAGACAUCUACGGAAGAAGAAGACCAACUACUUCAUUGUGUCGCUGGCGUUUGCUGACUUGCUGGUUGCGCUGGUUGUGAUGCCCUUUGCUGCGAUUGAGUUGACAACCGGCCAGUGGGGGUACGGAGAGAUCUUCUGCCUCGUCCGAACGUCUCUGGACGUCCUGUUAACGACAGCAUCCAUCCUGCACCUCUGCUGCAUUGCACUGGACAGGUAUUAUGCUAUCUGCUGCCAGCCUCUGGUCUACAGAAACAAGAUGACCCCGGUGAGAGUGGCAGUGAUGCUGAGUGGCUGCUGGCUCAUCCCCACAUUCAUCUCCUUCUUGCCCAUCAUGCAAAGCUGGAACGCCAUCGGCAUCGAGGACAUUAUUGAGGAGAGGCGAGCUUUGACAGGAGGCUCCAACGACACAAGCUGCGUGUUUCUGGUCAACCAGCCUUACGCCCUGAUCUGUUCUGCAGUGGCUUUUUACGUCCCUUUGGCCCUCAUGGUCCUGGCCUACCAGCGUAUCUACGUCACUGCCAUGACCCACGUGCGGCAGAUUGAGACGCUGCAGCGUGCUGGCUCUGCUCCCGUUACUGGGACGGCUCCUGUCAUCACUGUGAGGUCCUCCACUUCCUCAGAUCCUUCGGAGCACUACCAUCUUAGGACAACAAUGGGUUCCUCCUCUUCAGAGCAGGCUCCUAUAGCGAACAGCCGCAUGCGUGUUGAGACUAAGGCGGCAAAGACGCUGGCGGUUAUAAUGGGUUGUUUCUGCCUGUGCUGGGCGCCGUUCUUCAUCACCAAUGUGGUGGACCCAUUCAUUCAUUACUCAGUGCCCUGGCAGCUGUGGACAGCCUGGCUGUGGCUUGGGUACAUUAACUCAGGGUUGAACCCCUUCCUGUAUGCCUUUCUGAACCGGGCGUUUCGGAGGGCGUUUCUGGUGAUCCUCUGCUGUGAUGAUGAGCGAUACGCACGGCAGGGGAGCUGCUCCUAUAGACAAACCCAUAGAGCGUGUUCUGCUGCGUCGGUCAACGGGACGUCCAUGGCACUGAGAUUAUCCUUCCUGCCAAACCGGAGCUACAGCGACAACGGGCGGACGAUACUGGCCAACGAGCAGGAGUCCCAGGACUCUCUUGGAACGCUAUGAGGAAGACGUUACAUUGACAGAGCUGUAAUAUUAAGCAUGAGGACCUUUGAGUUCUAAGCCUCUGUGAUCUCAACAGUCUGCUGUGAUCCAACCUGACUGGUCCGUUUAUGAGGAUGUUGUCUUACCUGGAUAUUCAGUGUGUGAUAAAGCAUCAUCAUUUUAUGUGACUUAUAUAUAUAUAAAUAUAUAUAUAUAUAAAAUAUGUUGAUGUUGUCCGGGGCAAUUCAAAAGUUAGUGGCACUACUGCUGGUCAUAAGCCAAGGACAGAAAAAAAUGCCCCCCGAUUAAAGCAUAUUGGUGCAGAAGUACUGAGAGUAUUUGUGUCCAUGGACUGAAAAACACUGUCAAUAUGUUUCCAGUUCUGCUCUCAUUCUGAAAUCUGUGAAGAAUUGUUCUUCUCACUCCAACAUCUGGAUCAUAGGAUGCGAAGAUCAAGUCAGGGGGUCCAGAAAACGAUGGCAAACUACAAGCCAAACUGUGGCCAACAAGAUGGAAGAAGAAAGAGGUCUCAUCUGCAUUUUAACCUCUCUGAUGACAUUCCAUCAUACUGUAAAACUGGCAUCCUCUGGCGCCAUGUUAGGGAGGAAAAACAAGGUAUGACAGAGCUAUCUGCCAGCUGGUCACAGAGGUGACUGCAGGUCUUUUCAGUUAAAGACAUUGUAUUGUAUACUUACCUUUUAGCAGCAUCAGUUGUCUUCAAUAGGACUCUCCAACAAAGACAGCACUCUGAAACUGCUGGAUUCAACACAUUAUUUGUAUCCGUCAAUUACUAUUUUAAAAUAGCUAUAAACAAAACACCAAAGACUGAGCAUGUGGAAAUAGAAUAAAAUUCACAGAGGCAUUUUGUGAUGAAAUACAGCCGCAUAAAAAUGUUUGAAUUGGGAUGAAACACAAACCAACCUUACAUUUUCACGCCACAUAAAAUAAAGUUUCCAAUCUGUUGCAUCUCUGACCACAUCCAACAGUGAUGUCAUGUUGUAGUGCAGUUCUAUGUCACUGCAGCACAGUGGGAAUUUUAAAUGCCAGUGUCCCAGUAAUCCUGCAAGAAGUGACACAUGCAAGAAUUCACUUUUUUUUGUAAAGUAAUAAGAGGAUUUUGUUCCAAAGCACUGAACGUACAUUCAAACAGACUCGCUACCAUAUUCGUAUCUCAAAUAGUAAACGUCUCUUCAAUCUGACAAAAACAAAUAAAUUAGUCUCGCAUUGCCAAAUCUUCAUCAAAACUUAUAGGCAGGAGAAGUGGAAAGGGAGGAGAAUGCCACCUGGAAUAGACAACCAAUGGGAGGCUUAUACCUACAGUCUACAGCUGGUCAGACUGUGUCUGAUUAACAGCCUGUGAAAUGAGCACAGUGUCAUUAUGAAAUGUGACAUGAUUAAAAACAUUACAAAUUCAGAAACAUAUUUUGGCAUGAUAUGAUACUGAUAUGAUGAUGUCAAUAUCAUGUGAUAUUUUUGUUGGCAAAAAUUUUAAAAUUUGCAAAGAGGCUAAAUGUUUUUUUCCUGAAUAUUCACAUCUUUGUGGAUUUUUUUUUCUUAUUUUUCAACCCCAUGAAAAUUAUAAGGCUGAAAAUGUUCUGUAUUUCCUUAUUGAUUACAAAUCCAAUGAAACAAUCAAAACCAAAAAUGCGUCAGUCCAUCUCUCAACACUUUGUGACCUCACUAACCUCUCACAAAUAAUUUCCUAAAGCAGCUGGGUACUAGUGACAAGUUCACAUUACUCAGAGUGAAAUAAAAUGUCUCCAUAAAAUAGAUUUAACUCACUUUCAGUCUUUGAUGCUCAGUUUACAUAUCUGAACUCUCUCGCUCUGUCUGUCACAACACCUUUAGGUGAUCAACACUGAGGUGUGACACCAGCUCAGCCGCCUACUUUGUCAUCACUGAUAUCUACAUCUUCAUUUCAGUUUCUUUCUGCAUCGCUGCCUCAGAAAACAAGUUAACUCAUUGUUUUUAGGUACAACCUCAAAGUCCAGCUUCAAAGAUGAAGAGCUAAACGAAUGUCUUGUUACUAUGUGACAACCUAAUAGUCCACUGUGCUCCAUAUUUUAUGUUUAUUGUGAGGAGAUGAUAAAUAAACAGAGAAUUUGACAAUG
Molecule: messenger RNA, 3684 nt
Organism: Seriola aureovittata
Lineage: Eukaryota; Metazoa; Chordata; Actinopteri; Carangiformes; Carangidae
Product: 5-hydroxytryptamine receptor 4
Exons: 7
Coding region: 278-1594 (438 amino acids)
Biological process (GO): regulation of appetite; adenylate cyclase-activating adrenergic receptor signaling pathway; chemical synaptic transmission
Cellular component (GO): plasma membrane
Molecular function (GO): G protein-coupled serotonin receptor activity
Source: RefSeq, a predicted model, not a curated record